UCGUGUUGCUGUUUGUUGCGUUUGCAUGAAACGUUUGCGAUUUAAGUUCAAUUUUAAUUUUUGAGUUUAAAUUGUUUUAAAUAAAGAUUUUAUUUAAUUAAUUUAAUUAAUUAAUUUAAUAUUCACUUUUGAUUGAAAUUGAUUUUUAAGUUUUUAACUUUUAGUAAUAAUAAUAUAUUUAAAUUAAAAUUUUAUACUUUACAAUUUCUAACGAUGGAACGAAGUGUUUACAAAGAAUUGUUGACUUUCGUUCAUUCGAAUUUCCACAACGUGCAGAAGUGCAUUGAGGACCUGCUCAUCUUGCAUCCAGGACACUCCAGGCACACGUUUUACAGCAUCUUCAACCAGGAGUUCCAAAAGAAGAUGAAGAUGACCCACCAUCUGCAUACUUCACUGGAGAAGACCAAUGAAUAUUACUUAAAUUAUUUAGAAUUCAAGGAGGGUGCUCAGAAGACAUGUGUUCUGCAAAAUAUGGCCUACCAAGUGGGCCUGUCACCCUUCUUGAUGGCCAAGAUCAUCGUGGAGAGACACCUGGCCAUCAGCAAAUUUGAUGGCAAGAGUCCUUCAAAAUCAGACGUGAACUCUGCAAUGAGGAACCCGGACCUGCUGGAAGACGAAGCUCUCGCCAGGGAUGUUUCAUGGUGUGCCACUGUGGAUGAUUUCUAUGGACCUGUUGCUGAGUCGAUAAAGAUGUCACUCGGCCACGAAUACGAAACAAUUCUGAAGAACAAAUUGCAAGAGCACGGCGUUCCAUACCAAGAUGAGUACCAGAUGAGGUCACGUGGUUACGACAAGACACCUGACACCAUUCUGCAGAUUCCUAUUGCCGUGAAUGGACAUAUAGUGAACUGGAUUGAAUCGAAGGCCUUAUUUGGCGACGUGCCAUCUCAUGAGAAGUACGUGAAGGAACAAUUGAACUGCUACACAAACAGAUUUGGAACGGGACUGGUGAUAUAUUGGUUCGGAUACCUGGCUGAGUUGAAGAACAGCUGCAAAGAUAUCAUGGUGCUCGACUGCUUUCCGCGAGAAUUCAAAACGUUACAAGUUGAUGGCAUGGACUUGAUUCUUAGGACCGUUGCAACUAAUUCAUAAUUUGUUAAUUAAUUAAUUAAUUUAUUUGUAAAUUAUUUGUUAAUUUUGUAAUUAGUUCAAUAAAUAUAGUAAAUGAAAAAUC
Molecule: messenger RNA, 1174 nt
Organism: Helobdella robusta
Lineage: Eukaryota; Metazoa; Annelida; Clitellata; Rhynchobdellida; Glossiphoniidae
Exons: 11
Coding region: 214-1092 (292 amino acids)
Source: RefSeq, a predicted model, not a curated record